GCGCAUGGCCGCGAUACUGUCGCAGAAGGCUGCCCCGCUGCUGCUCCCCUGCCAUCCACCGCGUCCUCCAGCUCCGGCGUCCCUCCGGCGCCUCCGCCGCCGCCCUCCACCACCGCCGUCGCUAAUCACCCCCAACCCACAACCCUAGAUCCACCGCCGGCGGCGUCCCCGCCGCUGCCUUGGCAACCCGCCUCCACUGCCGCCUCGCCGCGCCGCCCUCGCAACCCACCUCCACCGUCGCCUCGCCGUGCCGCCCUCGCAACCCUGCCCCCCUCCCACCUUCUCAGGUCGCCGGUGGCCACAGCCGUCCCCGGCAAACCCCGUUCCUCGAAGUCCUGCCGACACAGCUCGAGGAAGAAGAUGAACAGGACCUUGUGCGACGCGCUCGAUUCCACUCGCGCGCGCGAUAAAUAGACUUCCCCAUGUCAUUAGGCUCGCCAUGGCUAUAGUUCCGAGGUUUAGGGUUUAGGCUCGAACUCGAACCCCUCUCCCCGGGCCUCCCUCAUGGCCUCUGCGUCUCGAGUGAGGGUCGGCACUCUGGUUCCCCUUGCCAAGGACAAUGCUGGCUCAUCUAAUGGAUCCGUAUCAGCCAUCCCCAUCUUCGAGGGUUCCAAUGUCGUCGGGAGGAAUCAUUUGGUCAUCACCGACAAGAGGAUCAGCCGCAAGCAUCUGAGCCUCCAUGCCUCUGCAGAUGGCUCCAUUGAAGUCGUAGUAGAAGGGCCAAAUCCUAUUAUUGUCCGAUCAGAGGGGCAGAGGAGGAAGGUUUCUGCCCAGGAAACAGCCAAGAUUACACACAACGAUGUCCUGGAACUGAUUCCGGGUGAUUAUUUUGUGAAGUACAUGGAUAUGGCUGAUGACCCAAUUGGUUCAAACGGCCUAAAGAAGGGAAAGAGGCACAGUGAGGAAGAUAGUGCAGCUGUCAAAAGGAAUCGGCAGAUUAUGGAAGAUGAAGCUUUGGCAAGAACACUACAGGAGAGUUUUGCAGAAGAGAGCACAAAUGUUUCUGACAUGGCUUCUGGUCAAACAUCAAGUCUGCUUGACAGUUCUGGGUCUUCCAAGAGAAGUAACAAGAGAAUGCACUCCGUCGGUCCUUCAAAUGAUGUGCCCUCUUUGACUUUUCGCCUUAUGCGUGUCCAGGGUCUUCCAUCAUGGGCUAACAGUUCGUCAGUUACCGUUCAGGAUGUCAUACAGGGUGAAGUGCUUCUUGCAGUUCUCUCAGAUUAUAUGGUGGACAUUGAUUGGUUGCUUACUGCUUGUCCAAGUUUGAGGAAAGUUCCUCACGUCCUAGUUAUACAUGGAGAAGACGGUGCUUCAUUGGAGCUUUUGAAGAAAAUGAAGCCUGCAAAUUGGAUCCUCCACAAACCUCCACUCCCGAUUUCAUUUGGAACACAUCAUUCCAAGGCCAUGCUGCUUGUAUAUCCUCAAGGGAUUCGUGUUGUUGUGCACACAGCAAACAUGAUACAUGUUGACUGGAAUAACAAAAGUCAAGGUCUAUGGAUGCAAGACUUUCCCUGCAAAGAUGCAAAGGAUAUCAAUAAAAAAGUUCCAUUUGAAAAUGAUCUGGUUGAUUAUCUCAGUGCACUUAAGUGGCCUGAGUUCAGGGCGAAUCUCCCAGUGGUUGGCGAUGUCAAUAUCAAUGCAUCAUUCUUUAGGAGAUUUGAUUAUAGUAGCGCAAUGGUCAGGUUGAUUGGAUCAGUUCCUGGUUAUCAUGCGGGCCCCAGUAUUAAGAAGUGGGGCCAUAUGAAGCUUAGGAGUGUCCUUGAAGAAUGCACGUUUGAAAAACAGUUUUGUAAGUCCCCUCUGAUUUAUCAGUUUUCUUCCUUGGGAUCACUUGACGAGAAAUGGAUGAGUGAAUUUACAUACUCAUUGUCAGCUGGUAAAUCAGAUGAUGGAUCACCACUGGGUAUCGGGAAGCCAAUGAUUGUCUGGCCUACAGUCGAGGAUGUUAGGUGCUCAAUAGAGGGUUAUGCGGCUGGUAGUUGCAUUCCAAGCCCUCAAAAGAAUGUCGAGAAGGAUUUCUUGAGAAAAUAUUGGACCAGGUGGAAAGCAGACCAUGUGGGUCGUUGUCGUGCUAUGCCUCAUAUAAAAACUUUUACUCGCUACGAUGGUCAAAAUAUUGCAUGGUUUCUGCUUACCUCAUCAAAUUUAAGCAAAGCUGCUUGGGGUGCACUGCAGAAGAACAACACACAGCUAAUGAUACGCUCGUAUGAGUUAGGUGUGUUGUUCUUGCCCCAAACCCUCAAGUCCAUACCACAAUUUUCGUGCACGGAGAAGAACCGCCCAAGCCAGGAUGGCCUCACCCUUGGCAAGACGAUCAAGACCAAGCUGGUCACGCUUUGCUGGAAAGGCGACGAGGAAACGGAACCAUCUACGAAAACGGUCAGAUUGCCUGUGCCAUAUCAACUCCCUCCACAACCUUACGGCCCAGAAGAUGUCCCUUGGUCAUGGGAUCGGAGGUACACAAAGAAGGAUGUGUAUGGUUCAGUCUGGCCUCGUCAUGGCUAGCUACUGUCUGUGCGAGGUAGUGACGGUUCCCAAACCCUGUUCCAUGGUUAACGUCGGUAUAGCGGUGUAGCCAGUGAUUCACUGGCCCCUGGAUUAUUGGUCAAAUAUGAGUCGAACCGUUCUUGUUUAGAGCCGGCUCGAUUCCUCGCUUCUCAUCUAUUAUCUUAAUACAA
This is a messenger RNA of Panicum virgatum (switchgrass), 2678 nucleotides long. Its product is annotated as tyrosyl-DNA phosphodiesterase 1-like. Lineage: Eukaryota; Viridiplantae; Streptophyta; Magnoliopsida; Poales; Poaceae. Gene Ontology annotation, molecular function: single-stranded DNA binding; double-stranded DNA binding; protein binding. The record is from RefSeq and is a predicted model, not a curated record. The transcript has 15 exons. The coding region runs from base 505 to 2505 and encodes 666 amino acids. Gene Ontology annotation, cellular component: nucleus. Gene Ontology annotation, biological process: double-strand break repair; single strand break repair.